AUGCACUUGCUGAAUGCAGCGAAAUACGUGUCGGGCUUGUUGGUCAUUUUCUGCAACUCUGUCCCGUGGCAAACCCUGGGUGUCUCCCCCUACAGCGUCUGCCUCAUCUGGGUGUGUUCUUAUCUCCUCGGGACGAUUUACAUGUUCGCUUGGGACAUCAAGGUGGACUGGGGACUCAUGCCUGAUCCCGACCAUUUCAUAAGAACGCGGGGAUGCCUGAUGUACCCGUCGUGGAUGUAUCGGAGCAUCGCCGUCGGCAACCUCAUCGGGCGUCUCACCUGGGCCAUGACCCUCAUGCCAUCCACGUUCGAUUCCAUAAGCGGAAACAUGCUCAUUCUCCUGAUAUCUCUGAUGGAGAUUUGUCGUCGCGCAGCGUGGACAGUUGUGCGUCUCGAGCACGAGCACCUGAGCAAUUCCUCGAAAUUCCGGGCCAUGCUCUGGGUACCGCCUCUCUACCAAGACCCGUCGUUGCUGUUCUUCGCGGGGCGAAGUGGCGAGAAGCGGCGGCGCGGCAACGAGGAGGAACGCGUUCGAAAACCAGCGUCUGUGUUUUUCGCGUGA
Messenger RNA from Neospora caninum, 561 nucleotides. RefSeq lists its product as hypothetical. The record is from RefSeq and is a predicted model, not a curated record. Gene Ontology annotation, biological process: cellular response to phosphate starvation; phosphate ion transport. The transcript is spliced from 6 exons. The coding region runs from base 1 to 561 and encodes 186 amino acids. Gene Ontology annotation, cellular component: cytoplasm; plasma membrane; Golgi apparatus. Lineage: Eukaryota; Apicomplexa; Conoidasida; Eucoccidiorida; Sarcocystidae. Gene Ontology annotation, molecular function: inositol hexakisphosphate binding.